Molecule: messenger RNA, 708 nt
Organism: Medioppia subpectinata
Lineage: Eukaryota; Metazoa; Arthropoda; Arachnida; Sarcoptiformes; Oppiidae
Source: the annotation of a GenBank genome assembly
AUCAACUUUUGGCGCCCAUUCGUGGCCAUCGGUAUAUUCGCGGCCACACUGUCCGCAUCGUUAAGCAAUCUAAUCGGCGCCUCUCGAGUGCUCGAAGCCGUCUCUAAAGACAAUUUGUUCGGUAAACUUCUUCAGCCAAUAAACCGUUUCUCACGCGCCGGGAAUCCGAUCGCCGCCGUAAUCGUCACGUGGUUUACGGUUCAGUGCAUUAUAUUAAUUAAUAAACUCAAUCUCAUCGCACAAAUCACAUCCGUAUUCUUCUUGUUGUCCUAUUUCGCCAUAAACUUGGCCUGUCUUUCGCUUACACUCACCUCUGCGCCCAACUUUCGGCCCUCUUUUAAGUACUUCUCCGGAAAGACCACAUCUAUAGGAAUGAUUGGCUGCAUUGUAAUGAUGUUUGUAAUUAACCCGCUCUACGCCGCUAUCACUAUAAUCAUGUGUCUACUUCUUGUGAUUGCUCUGCACAUCCGUUCCCCUCCCGUCCGCUGGGGAUCUAUAAGUCAGGCAUUGAUUUUCCAUCAGGUUCGCAAAUAUCUACUACUUUUGGACAGUCGUAAGGAUCACGUGAAGUACUGGAGACCGCAAUUUCUUCUAAUGGUGUCAAACCCGAGAUCAUAUGUGGUCUUUCCGGAGAAGUACUUAAAAGAGGGCCGAAAGUUGGGCGCAGAGGUGAGUGUAAGCGAAAGACAGGCCAAGUUUAUGGCGAAA